UGUCAAGCUUUCUGUUUGCAGAUGUAUGAUAAGCCAAGUAGUGAGCUAUAAUAGCUACACUGAACUUCUAAACUUUGGGAGAAUUGCCUAGACAUUGGUUCAGCACUUGAACGGCAACUGUUUGUGUUCUGAAAUAGGGAAAAAAUGUCAGCAGCCAUGCCAUACAUGAAAAUGAAAAUUGAUCCACGGAACCUGCAGAUUCAGACACAUACUGUGGAGAAGUUACUGGAACCCCUUAUUAUUCAGGUUACCACAUUAGUGAAUUGCCCUCAAAACCCUUCUAAUAAGAAAAAAGGAUGCUCCAAACGAGCCCGUGUUAUCCUUGCUUCUGUGGAAGAAGCCACUUGGAACUUACUGGACAAAGGGGAAAAAAUUGCUAAAGAGGCUCCUGUGCUAAUGGAGGAACUUAAUGCUGCGCUUUGUGAUGUCCGCAAAGAAAGUGAAGCUUUAAGGGUAGCUGCAAAAAAAUUCACAGAUGAUCCUUGUUAUUUGCCUAAAAGGGAGGCCGUUGUCCAAGUAGCACGUGCUCUUCUGGCUGCUGUUACAAGGCUUCUUAUUCUGGCAGAUAUGAUUGAUGUCUCAUACCUGUUGCAACAUCUAACCACGGUUCAAAGGACAUUUGUGUGUCUUCAAAAUGCAUCAAGUAAAUCUGAACUGCAGAAAACAUAUAAAAACCUCCAGAAAGAGUUGAAAAAGCUGGACCAUUUGGCAUUCAAACGACAACAGGAUUUAAAAUCCAACAAUCAACGCGAUGACAUUGCAGCAGCACGUGCUUCUCUGAAGGAAAAUUCAUCUCUUCUCCAUUCAAUUUGCUCUGCUUGUUUGGAACAUUCAGACAUUUCAUCUCUUGCAGCCAGCAAGGACUCUGUUUGUAAUGAAAUACAGAAUGCUCUUGAUGUCAUUUCCAAUGCUUCUCAAGGAAUUGGAAAUCAAAAGGUUCAGUCGACAUCACAGUCUGCUACUCUUGGAAGUGCCCUUGAUGAAUUUGAGAAUCUGGUUGUCUUGGAUCCUCUUACUGUGAAGGAAGACAAAAUAAGGCCAUCGCUAGAAAAGCGUUUAGAAGGAAUUAUCAGUGGUGCUGCUUUGUUAGCAGAUUCCUCUUGCACACGUGAUAUUCACCGUGAGCGCAUUAUCACGGAGUGCAAUGCUAUUCGCCAAGCCCUCCAAGAUCUUCUUUCAGAGUACAUGAAUAAUGCUGACAAAAAAGAAAGGAGCAAUGCCUUGAAUAUUGCAAUAGAUAAUAUGUGCAAGAAAACAAGAGACCUCCGCAGGCAGCUCCGCAAAGCUAUCAUUGAUCAUAUCUCAGACUCCUUCUUGGACACAACUGUUCCACUUCUUGUGCUCACUGAAGCUGCCAAAAAUGGAAGAGAAAAGGAAAUAAUGGAAUAUGCUGCUAUAUUUAAAGAACAUACGUGCAGGCUUAUUGAGGUGGCUAAUCUUGCUUGCUCAGUAUCAACAAACGAAGAAGGAAUAAAAAUUGUCCAAACAGCAGCCAGUCAUAUGGAGAGUUUGUGCCCACAGGUUAUCAACGCUGCUUUAGCUCUUGCGGCCAAACCCAAAAGCCAGGUGGUGAGAAACAACAUGGAAAUGUAUAAAAACACAUGGGAGAACCACAUACAUGUGCUCACUGAAGCUGUGGAUGACAUUACAAGCAUUGAUGACUUUCUUGCUGUAUCAGGUGUGCUGCUUUUGAUUUCAUCUUUUCCCGUAGAGAGUGGUGCAGCUGAGACAACAGAGCCUUGGCUAAAGCCACUGGAUGAAUUUGUGGCUGAGGUGGCAUUUAACCAGAUAUUUUCCUGUUACGUAAAAAUUACCAAAAGGAUUAAAAAGGCUUUGAUUCCAGAGUUUAUUGGUCAAGUCAACACUGCAUUGGAAAAGAUAAGCAGGAAUACAAUUCAUCUGUUUGAUGACAAUCAGUUUGUUGACAUCUCCAAGAAGGUCUAUGACACAAUUCAUGACAUUAGAUGUUCAGUCAUGAUGAUUCGGACCCCAGAAGAACUUGAAGAUGUCUCUGAUCUUGAAGACGACCAUGAUGCACACAGCCGCACCAGUACUCAAACUGAAGGGAAAACAGACAGGGCAAAGAUGACUCAGUUGCCAGAGGCAGAGAAAGAAAAGAUAGCUGAGCAAGUGGCUGACUUUAAGAAAGUCAAGAGUAGACUUGAUGCAGAGAUUGAAAUAUGGGAUGAUACCAGCAAUGACAUCAUCGUUCUGGCUAAACGGAUGUGUGUGAUUAUGAUGGAGAUGACAGACUUCACAAGGGGUAGAGGCCCACUGAAGAAUACAUCAGAUGUUAUUAAUGCAGCAAAAAUGAUCUCAGAGUCAGGAUCAAGAAUGGAUAUGCUUGCAAGAAUAAUUUCUAAUCAGUGUCAAGACCCAUCAUGUAAGCAGGACUUACUGGCUUAUCUAGAACAGAUCAAACUGUAUUCCCACCAGCUCAAAAUCUGCAGUCAAGUUAAAGCUGAAAUACAGAAUUUAGGCGGAGAACUCAUCAUGUCAGCAUUGGACAGCGUGACUUCACUAAUUCAGGCUGCCAAGAACUUGAUGAAUGCCGUGGUGCAGACAGUGAAGAUGUCCUAUAUCGCCUCUACGAAGAUUAUCAGAAUUCAAAGUCCUGCUGGCCCACGACACCCUGUGGUGAUGUGGCGGAUGAAGGCUCCGGAAAAGAAGCCUUUGAUUAAGAGAGAGAAGCCAGAGGAAAUCUAUGCAGCUGUCAGGAAAGGGUCGGCUAAGAAGAAAAUCCAUCCCGUUCAAAUCAUGAGUGAAUUUAGAGGAAGAGAAAUAAACUGAAAUUAUUAUUCUGUUCACUGCACAAGUUUCCUACACCAAGAGGCUGCUUGUUCUGUGUAGUUAUUUUUUCACUUCUCUAAUCCUACAAGUAAAGUAAUAGUUGAUGUUCUCGUUUUACAUAUGUUUAACAUUUACAUUACAUUAGGUUAUAUUCAUUUGUACACGAUGAAGCAGCCUAUGACUUUUUAAACCCACUUUUCAGUCAUUGCCAUCACAUCUUUUAACACGAUUUCUUCUGUUUUGAAGAGUGCUUUAAUUUUGAUCACUCACCCCAUUAUUUAAUAUAUUUGAUCUGGGAUCUCACUAUUUUGAACACAAUAUUAGGAAAACAUAAUAGUAUCACAAUGUGCCAUGUUUAAUCCAAAAAAAUUAAUUAGCAUUUGUUCAAAGCUUUGCAUUGUUCACAGCACUUCACACACAAUAUACAUUUAAAACAACCUUUGUUGUCCCCCAGGUUUCAGAAAGGGGCUGAGGCAGCUUGAUAAGGUUGUCUAAUAAUGUCACCUAGGGACUUCAUGGUUAAGGAGGAACAGAUCAGUCUAUUUUCACUCCAUGAUGCAGAAAAAUUCAUAUUGCAAAGAAUGAAUUCUUAGAACAUCCUUAUUUGUGGUUGUGGAUUUGAUUAUGGGAAGUUACUGUUCACACUCUUAAGAACUGCACUGCAGCAACUCUCACAUUAUUUCUAGUGGGAUAGUUAAUAAGACUAGAUUUUUGCUCAUGUUAUGAAAUACUGGCUUAAUUAAAGUCAAUGGGUGGCCUUCAGAAAAUCUUAAAAUAAUCAGCACUACAAGGAUAAUGUAUAAUUGGACCAGCUGUUCAAGUGAUGGAAACUGAUACAGCUGCAGGGUGUGUUGGACUUCAGGAGCAGAAAGAAAACCUUGUUCUUCAAACCAGUCUUCUUCUGCUCCUUUCAUAGCUCUCUGUUUUUUGGAGGAGGCUUGCUGAUUCAUCCAACACUCUACUGUUUUACCUUCCUUCCUUAAAACCCACUAGUCCUGCUUAACAAUGAAAAAUAUAUAAACCUGAAGAAAAUGGAAGUUUUAACCAUCUAGUAAUGAACAACUAAGGUAUCCCGCAGAGUGAUUAAAUUUAAUAUCUCAUAGGAGGAGAAAUUAUAAAAAUGUAAAACAUGUAUUGAGUUUGCAAGAUGUUUUCUCCUGCUUUUUUCCUGUUUCCCCAGGUGAUGUUUUGACAGAACUCUACCAGCUGGCACAAUGACUUCAAUGAUCAAAUGCAUAUUCCAUUUGGUUGAUGCUGUCAUAUAGCUGUACAAUAUAUAGUUAGGGAACCAAAACUGCUGAAACUAAAAUAAUCGAAGUAUUUUAGUCUCCCUGAGGCCAACAUACUAAAUCCCUGUUGAAACACUAAAAGAUUGAAAUAAUCAUUGUCAAAGAGAAAGCCACCAUUUGUUUCAACAUCAUCAAAAAUGAAAAUGAUUAUAUAAAUUUCUGUAUAAUUCAUAUGAAAACUGGGAUUAUUGCACCUUUCAUAAGAUCCAUUUAACUAGCUCUCAUGGGGGGCGGGGAGGCCCUGAUAUGAUGGACCAGCAAACCAUUUUUGUAAAUGACCCAAAAAUCACCUUCAUUUGUGACACUAUGAUAAAUUGAAAUGUAAUGUAAGGAGACGGCUCAGUAUAUAAACGUCUUUUCCUGUGGUGUCCCAGUUCUCAAAAUGUGACAAUUCAGAAGCAGAAAUAGCUUUGUGAAUUAUUACAUUUAAUGUUUUUCAAAGUAUACACCAAAGAUGAAAGGGCUUUUGAAAUCCUUGGUUAUCAGAUGUUUUGAACAAAGUCAGCUAUAUCACUGUGAACUUCCUUCAUUCCACCAUCUCUGCUACCCUCUGUCUCUCAGGACAUGGUCGGAUGUUACUUUCCUGAACACAACAUGAAAGGAGAGUGGGACUCUGUCCUGUGCUUAUGUGCCUACACUUCCCCUUCCUGAAUAAGAAAGUGGUGUCUGACAUAACCAAAUGCCAUGCUUACUUGCACCAAGGAUCUACCUAUUGUCUCUCACUGCCAAGCCUGAAACUAGCUCCCUUUCCAUACCAGAAGUUGGCUUUCAGCACCCAUAAUCUAUCAAUGACCUACAGAUUUAAGCAGGAGGUGCCCUAUUUAGACACUCUGCUUACAUCAGGUGUGGGGAACUGGCUCUGGUUAGUGGACCAUAUUCUGAGCUCCCCUACUGAUGGCAGGCCACUUUGGGAGGUGGGCAGGGCCAGUCCAGUAGGACUGACAUCACUGAUAUCAGUGACAUCAAGCCCUACCUUCUGCAAGUUUCAGCUGUGUUCCCCAUGGGGAACUCAAUAGUGCAGCCAUUCCAGCAGACUUGAAGGAGGUGGCUUCAACUCCUGCCUUGGGCAGGGUAUGGAUGUGCUACUAAGUUUUCUAUGGGGAAUACCAUAGCUCAGCUGAUCCCAGCAGGCCUGCACUCAAAGCCAAUCAACAGCAGUGAUAGUAAUCUCCAUGACAUGUUAAGGAGCACACACAAAUCUACCUGCCCUACACCUGACAUCAUGCUACACUUGAUAUCACAAAUACGACAUCAGGUGUGGGGCAGGUGGGCAUAAUUAUGGGAAAACAGCCUCACAGGCCCAAUUGGGGACCUUGCUAGGCCUAAAAAUGCCUGCAGACUGGAUUUUCCACACCCCUGACUUACACGUAAAGCUACAUGCAAGCUAAGAUCCCCCCCCCCAAUGACCCUUCCAACUCAUGGAUAGUGAAGGCAUAAAGUGAGGAGCUUCCCCUACUUGUGGAAGUUUCCUGAACGUUUUGGAACCCAAACUAUGCAGGUGCAACUUAGCACCUCUUGUGUACCUGUGCACAUGUUUUACAUGCAAGCACAAAUGCCCCUAAGGCCUUUUUCUGAGUGCUGGAUGCUCUCAUGUUGGGUCUUCGUGGGGCAUAAAAUAGCAGAUUCCUCCUUAUGCUGUAUAACGUGGAGUCAAGUUUAAAAUAUAAUAGUUGCUACCUCCACUUCUAGUGGAUUUCAUAAACUGGAGGGGGGAGUUCUUAAAACUCAGCAGCAACAAAGCUUCACAUGUGUCACAGUGGUUGCUAGGAAACUGUUAACAAUUUCCUGGAAAAUGUAUUAGAAAUGUUGGCCCUCAAUGCUUUUGUGAUUAGUUAGUGAGUGUAAGUAGGGUUGACAUGGAAGAAUACUAAAUCUGCUUUCUCCACUCUACUACUACUACUACUACUACUACUUCUUCUUCUUAUUAUUAUUAUUAUUUUGUAGGUACUAAGGUAAAGAACAGUGGGUUGUAUACAAAGUAGUGCUAAGCAACUCAAUCUACCAGUGCAAGGAUUAAUGCUCGCAUAACGGAAUUUCCCACCUUCUCUGGGCAGAAACCAGUGAUGGGACCUGCAGCCACCAUCUGAGGAUGCCAUGUGCCAAUCCCAAGCCUGGCUGAGAUGAUAUGGCAGUAUCAGUCAUACCAGCACCUUCAUGUGAGGAGUGGGCAGGUGACUGGUGUGAUUUGUGCAAAUCAGGGAUGCAGUAAUCCUAUCAAUUGCAGCAAAUUACACAUUCUAGCUGGAACCGGAGUUCUCACAACUGGCACCACAAUAUGAAAUGGUUGUGGACAUCAGAGUUGCUCCCUCAGAAACUCAAAUUCCACAAGGCUCAGGUUGCAGAUAUUUGUUUAAAGCCUUUCACUUCUUGGAGUCAUGUCUUUGUUUCAGCUUACUUUGAUGUUGAUGAGUCAUGGCGUGACUUACAUUACUAAUCAAGCUGAAAUAAAUAUUGUUUGGCACACACAGAA
Molecule: messenger RNA, 6549 nt
Organism: Podarcis muralis (Common wall lizard)
Lineage: Eukaryota; Metazoa; Chordata; Lepidosauria; Squamata; Lacertidae
Source: RefSeq, a predicted model, not a curated record